AUGGCAGCAGCCGCGCCUCCGCCGGCUCUCCCGCCGACCGCCGCGAGCGAGGCAGACUGGUCCAAGCCCAUGGUGACCUCGCGCCGCCACGGCCCGCCGACCGUCAUCACCGCCUCGCUCAUGCGCAUGGCCACCAUGUCCAUGGCCCGCGCCUACGCCGUGCUCGGCCUGCGCGCCCACCACGGCCUCGACGUGGUGCCCACGCCCGAGGGUCUGGCCAUGUGGGCCGCCCUCGAGCGCGCCGCCGACGCCACGUACCCUUCCGCCAACAGGCGGGCCGCAAAGUUCACGGCGGAGGACUGGGACGCCGUGUUCGGCGGGUACGACGCCGUGACCGACAUCGCGGGCAUGUGGGCCGACCAGCUCGCCGACGCGUACCCGGACGCGCGGGUGGUCGUCCUGCAGCGCGACUUCGAGACCUGGUGGCCGACCUUCUACGAGGGGUGCGUCGUGCCGACGUGCGCCUCGCCGCGGGCCAAGCGCGCGCUGCUGGCGGCGCUGAGCGCCCUCACGGGCCUGCCGCUGCGCGCCUCGUUCCACGUCAUGAACACGAUGAUGCUGGGGCUGUUUGGGGCCCGGGACAUGGCGGGCGUGCGCGAGAACGCGCGGCGCGGGUACGAUGCCUACUACGAGCGGAUCCGGAGCAGGGUGCCGCCGGAGCGGAGGCUGGAGUACCGCAUCGGGGAGGGGUGGGGUCCGCUGUGCGAGUUCCUGGGCAGGGAGGUGCCCGACGUGCCCUUCCCUCGGGUCAAUGACCGGGAGGAGCACGAGGCGCGGAAGGCGGGGAACAACAUCAAGGUCUUGGGGAUGAUGUGGGAGUCAAUGCGGCGGCGGUUGCUGGGCGCGGGGGUGAUUCUUGCUGUGGUACUGGCGGUGUGGUGGGCGAGCAGGGCGCGAGGGUUGAACAGUCUUUGA
Messenger RNA from Thyridium curvatum, 915 nucleotides. RefSeq lists its product as uncharacterized. The transcript has a single exon. The coding region runs from base 1 to 915 and encodes 304 amino acids. NCBI's taxonomy places the organism in Eukaryota, Fungi, Ascomycota, Sordariomycetes, Thyridiales, Thyridiaceae. The record is from RefSeq and is a predicted model, not a curated record.